This is a messenger RNA of Alligator sinensis (Chinese alligator), 1179 nucleotides long. RefSeq names its product melanin-concentrating hormone receptor 1-like. Lineage: Eukaryota; Metazoa; Chordata; Crocodylia; Alligatoridae. Gene Ontology annotation, cellular component: membrane; neuron projection. The record is from RefSeq and is a predicted model, not a curated record. Gene Ontology annotation, biological process: neuropeptide signaling pathway. The coding region runs from base 1 to 1179 and encodes 392 amino acids. Gene Ontology annotation, molecular function: melanin-concentrating hormone receptor activity; neuropeptide binding. The transcript is spliced from 3 exons.
AUGACUCCCCGACCUCACAUUGACUGGCACUUGCCCCAGGACCAGACUAGGUGUGAGCUCCUCCAAGCUCGCAAGACCCAGCAGACCUCUUGCCCCAUUCCUGGGGACUUCAUUUCCAGGCAGCAGAUGGUGGCAGAGAGGCCAGCCCCUUAUACCAAUGUGAUCAUGCCCAGCCUGUUCAGCAUCAUCUGCUUCCUGGGCAUUGUUGGGAACCUCAUUGUCAUCUACACCAUCGUCAAGAAGAAGAAGCUGAGGUGCAAACAGACCGUGCCUGACAUCUUUAUCUUCAACCUCUCCAUCGUGGACCUGCUCUUCCUGCUGGGCAUGCCCUUCCUCAUCCACCAGCUCCUCGGCAAUGGCUCCUGGUACUUUGGAGCUCCUCUGUGCACCAUCAUCACUGCUUUGGACACUAACAGUCAAAUCACCAGCACCAACAUCCUGACAGUAAUGACCCUUGACCGUUACCUGGCAACUGUCUACCCUCUGAAAUCCACCUAUGUCCGAACACCCUGUGUAGCAGCCUUAGUCAUCUGUUUGGUGUGGCUCCUAUCCUUCCUCACAAUCAUUCCCGUGUGGAUGUACACGGGCCUGAUGCCUCUGGACGAUGGGACCGUCCGCUGUGCUCUCCUCCUUCCCAACCCCGAGACUGAUAUCUACUGGUUCACCCUCUACCAGUUCAUGCUGGCCUUUGCCAUCCCAUUGAUUGUCAUCUGUGUGGUUUAUUUUAAGAUCCUCCAGCACAUGGCUACCACCGUGGUCCCCCUGCCCCAGAGGAGCCUCCAGGUACGUACCAAGAAAGUCACCCGCAUGGCUGUUGCCAUCUGCUCUGCCUUUUUCAUUUGCUGGGCCCCCUUCUACAUCCUGCAGCUAGUGCACCUGGGCAUCGACACACCUUCCAUUGCCUUCUUCUACGCCUACAACUUUGCCAUAAGUUUGGGCUAUGCCAACAGCUGCCUCAACCCUUUCCUCUACAUAGCCCUGAGUGAGACCUUCAAGCACCAGUUCAUGGUGGCCAUUCGUCCUGCCAAGGAGCAGGUCCGCAACAGCAGUUCCAUCAACAACAACAGCACGACAGAGGCCAGCGUGUGCUUGAAACUUGCACCAGAAUCCACUCAGCAGACUCAGUUUCUGGAGGACUUUUCCCCACACUCACUGCCUGUGACAGUCGCUGUUCACUAG